AUGACGGUGCAAAAGCUCUUUACCGUAUCCCUGGAUUAUUCCCUUUUCUGCCUGUAUAUAGAUAGUCCCUGCACUCUACGGGAGUUUGCGCGCGGAAUACGGCGGCCCGCAGAGGUCCGGUUGCGCACUUCCCCGGACACUCCACUCCCCGUAGACUGUCGACCGGCCCCACCCCGUACAAUCCCCGUCGACCGUCCAAUGCCGAACGGAGCCCGUCCCGACACCACCAACACCGGCUCCCGUCCCAUCGUCCGCCAACAGGAGUUCCCGAGCCGUCCCGAUACCACCCACCCCGGGUCCCAUCGUCGGUCGAUAAUGUUUUUCGAUCGGGAUCGUUGA
This is a messenger RNA of Aspergillus tanneri, 339 nucleotides long. RefSeq lists its product as uncharacterized. The coding region runs from base 1 to 339 and encodes 112 amino acids. Lineage: Eukaryota; Fungi; Ascomycota; Eurotiomycetes; Eurotiales; Aspergillaceae. The transcript is spliced from 2 exons. The record is from RefSeq and is a predicted model, not a curated record.